This is a messenger RNA of Mitosporidium daphniae, 1245 nucleotides long. RefSeq lists its product as uncharacterized. The record is from RefSeq and is a predicted model, not a curated record. The annotation marks the transcript as partial. NCBI's taxonomy places the organism in Eukaryota, Fungi, Microsporidia. The transcript has a single exon.
AUCUAUACACUCAAGAGGGUUCAAUAAGGCAGUCAAGCCAACCAGUCAAAACCCGUGCAGAAAAAACACACAAAGGUACAGAAAAUAAAUCAAGCAGAAAUCAUGGAUCUCUAUUAAGUAAGAUACGACCGAACCUUCCAGAAGGAUCAACAGAGGCUUUAAAAGAUAAACUUAAUAUAGCUUUAGAAACUUCUAAUGAUGAAGACAGUGAAUUGGGAUACGAUUUCGAAGAUCUUUCUAAUGAGGUUUCAUUAGCUUUUGAUCAAAGAGAGGAUCCAAAAACUCAAUCAAAAAUAACAUUAGUCACUUCAGCUCUAUCGGAUUCGUUGGUUGUACCUGCAGUUCAGGAAGCUCAAUCAGUUCUAUCUGAUGAAGAAGCUCAAAAAGCUCAAGCUCUAGAAAAUAAAAAAACUAAAGAAGCUCUAAAAGUUCUUGAAGCUCUGGAAGCCCUGGAAGCCCUGAAAAAUCAAAAACCCCUGGAAGCUCUGACAGCUACCCUAAUUCACAAAGCUCGUGAUUCUCUGGAAGCUAUACUAAUUCAGAAACCUCAUAAAGUUCAACUAGUUCUAUCGGAUUGGUUAGCUCACGAAGAUCUGGAAGAUCUGAAAGCUCUGGAAGAUUUGGAAUAUCAGGAAUUUAGGGAAGCUUUGCAAGCUCUGCAAGCUCUGCAAGCUCUGGAAUCUCUGGAAAGGCAACAAGCUCUGGAAUCUCUGGAAAAGCAACAAGCUCAGGGAGUUAUGCUGUUUAAGAAAGCUUACGGUGCUAUAAUCAGAAUACGAAAUUUGAGGGUUAGCAAAUCUUUUAAAGCCAGUCGCCUUUUAAUAGCUCUGAAAGAUCAAAAACCCCUCGAAGUUCUGAGAGUUAUAAUAUUUCAGAACUCUAUGGAAGCUCUAGAAGCUCUAAAAACUCUGAAAGCUCUCAAAGCUCUGAAAGCUCUAAAAACUCCGGAAGAUCAGGGUGCUCUAAAAGCUCUGGAAGCUCUGGAAGAUCAGGAAGCUCUGAAAGAUCAGGAAGCUCUGAAAGCUCUGGAAGAUCAGAGAGCUCUGAAAGCUCUGGAAGAUCAGAGAGCUCUGAAAGCUCUGAAAGAUCGGGGAGCUCUAUUAAUUCAGAAGGCUCAUGAUGCUCUAGAAGCUCUACUAAUUAUGAAAGCUAAGAAAGCUCUACUAGCUCAGAAGGCUCAUCGUGCUCUAGAAGCUCUACUAAUUGAGAAAGCUGAGAAAGCUCUACUAAUUCAGGAAACUUUGU